This is a messenger RNA of Effrenium voratum, 1034 nucleotides long. Lineage: Eukaryota; Dinophyceae; Suessiales; Symbiodiniaceae. The record is from the annotation of a GenBank genome assembly.
CAAGGCCCGUACGUUUUUUGGGCGCAGUUUUCCCUCUUUCCAUGCGCCGGGCCAUGGCGGCAGCCGCGGCUUCCGCGGCUUCCGCGGCCGCCGCGUGGGAGCCAGCGCUGCGAGGGGCGCUGGCUUGCCGGGAGGUGCGGGAGCUCCUGGGCGCAGGCUUCGCCGACGGCCUCCUGGCCCACGACGAAACCGACGCCGACGCAACCGACGCGGCGGACGGCGAAGUCAGCGAAGGCCUGGUGUUGUCGCGGCCCCUGGUGCGGCCCCUGGCGCGGAGCCUGCAGCUGUGUCAGCUGCAGGGCCACUUCCAGCGCCCGGCGGAGCCGGACAACGAGGAGCUGGCGGCGUUGCUGGUGGAAGACGAGGAGGAGAUCGCCACUUGGGAGGCGAGGCUCCGGAGCCUAGGCGCUGUGGAAGCCGAAGCGGCGCUGCUGCUGCUGGGCUGCCGCGGCAUCCGCCACGCGCUGCAGCAGAGGCGUACGGUGGGGAGCUGUGACGCUCUGCUGCCGCCGUCUAGGCAAGAGCUGGUUCGGUCCUUCAACGAGCUUUGUACAGAUGAAGGCAGCUCCGAAGGUUCGCCCAAAGCGCGGCGCGAGUUGGCGGCGGUGGAGGCGGAGUUGGAGGCGCUGAGGAGCCGCCUGAAGAGCGGCGAGCGGGUGGAGGAGGAGAUGCGGCAACUCACGCGGGAGAAGCGCGAGCUGCAGCUGCCGGGCUCCAAGCUGACGGUGGGCGCCCGGGCGCUGGCGAAGCACGCCCACCGCGGCGCGGAAGACUUCUGGCGUUCCGGCUCUGAGGCUUCGGUGUUGAACGACGAGGCGCGGAACUCACAGGCGGCGAAGGCCUUGGAGCGCCUGCUGCGGGAGGCGGUGUGGUGCAACCUGCACGCGCUGCCCGGAGGCUUGCCGACCUUUGAGGUGCGCGUGGCGGCGGGCUACGGCGCGCGCUGGGUGCUGGACGGCCAGGCCUCCUUCCGAGGCUUAGUGGAGCCCAUGAUGAAGGACGGCCACGAGCGGCGCUGGCGCCAUUGAGAGAUG